Mesocestoides corti is the source of this 1095-nucleotide messenger RNA. Lineage: Eukaryota; Metazoa; Platyhelminthes; Cestoda; Cyclophyllidea; Mesocestoididae. The record is from the annotation of a GenBank genome assembly.
AUGGAAAAGUCUCUCAAGGAUCUAAAUUUGACAAAUGAUGAAUUAGAUAGAUUAGGGAAAGCAUUUAAGGACCCAGAAUUCCUUAAAUUAUUUGCGGAAUACGCUGAAGAGCUCAACGAUCCGGAAAAUAAGCGAAGAUAUGAGGAAGAGAUCAGGAUGGCGGAAAUGGAACGAGGCAUGGAUUUGGAGUUCAUAAACCCCACGGGUUACUGUGUUCUUAAGUCGCGCAACUGGCCCAGCCUUGCAUCAGAGAAAUUAAAAAAGCUACCCGGUAAAGAUGUGCCUAAGCUCUCUGAGGGUCAGAAGGUGUUCCUCAACAUCUGUUCAUCGGAAAAAUUAGGAAAACCUGAAAUGAAACGUAGUGGGGACGGCCGAGGUGCCACCUGGAGCAUUCCACAUUCAUUUGCACCUCCUACCGAGGACCUCGAAAAAGAAAAUAAAAUGUGUCUUGUUGUCGACGUUGUCUUUCACCCUGAAGCUGUCGAGCGCUCGAAAGCCUCGCAGGCCUUUCGCGGGCUCAUCUUCGCCACAGCUGUGGAAGGCGUCCACCGCCAAUUCGGCUUCCAUCUUGGCAUGACCAGGGAGCAAGCCAAGGCAACCUGGAAGUCGGAUAAGACCAACGAGAAGGCCAUUCUCUCCUCCGUUCGCCUACUCAAGGGAGUGACUCACAAGGGGGCACUGCGCGCGACCGUAAUCCGUCGAAAGCGACCCGACUUUGCCGAGUGUCAAGAACGCCUGGAGGAAGCUGAGAAGGUAGCGUUUUCUGAGGCCAGGCGAGGUCCUAACCCCAAAGAAGCCCUCGCUGCUCUGUCAAAGUACAAGCGCUGCAUGGACGAUUGCUUCGGAAAGUCCAAACUGAACACUAGUGAGGCGGAAGAUUCGACCUCCAAGUACAAACGACCCGAGGUCAAGGUGACUCACAGCUCGGAGUUUGACAUGCUAAACUACACCAACGGUCCCACCAAUGAGGGCCUCCCAGUACGACCGAGUGCCAUCAAAGUGGAAGUCAGCCUUCCGGGCAUCGAGUCUGCAGCCUGUCUGGACUUGGAUAUUACAGAAAAGCGGAUACAUUUGCAGGUUAGUGCAGAGGUUUAG